UGCAAGCUGCAGUGACACUGCAAUGGCUGAGGGGCGGCUGCUGGAUCUUCGCAAUGAGCUCAUUCUCCCCGGAGGGAGCAGGAUUUACAGUGCAUCACCCAGCAACUGCAGCCUUCUUGUGAAAUUCAUCUUUAGCUUCUCCUCAGUUAGGCUGGUCUGAUUCUUCACUUUGGGGGUGUGUACAUGGAACAGCCUACAGGUUUUAAAAUGAAGUGCACUGCAUACAAGGAAUGGUACUAUCCUCAGGUAAAGCAGACAAGCAGUGUGCAUCAUGACGGAGCAUGCCUGUGAGGGACCAUCUUCCCAUCUGAGAUCAUGCUGGAGGGCUCACACUUGAUUCCAUGAGAUUUUGGACCUCCAGCCCCCACCAGGACUGCCCUCGUCGAGCAGAUGUUUGUGGGAGAGGAAUGGUGUUAGUCCGCAGCACUGUCACCUUCGCUGCCCUGAACUGUUAAGCCUCUUUGCUUGUGCUUGGACAGGGAGUAGUGCUGCUCUGUUGUGGUUUUGUCUAUGAGUCAUGAUGAAUAAACCAAUGCAUUGAAGGUCAUCGUCCAAAAAAAUUGUUAUCCACGUUAAUAAGGCAAGUAAGAAAAUGUAGUGGGACGGAGGCAAGGACGAGAAGCCCCGAGCGAGCGCUGGGACAAGGGCCUCCGGGCUGGACUCCCCUCUCUGCCGCGCGGCCUCAUCAUGUCCAAGAAGGGCACCAGCAGCCGAGCUAGGGGGGAGAAGCUGGAUGCCUUGGCUGCCUUGCAGGCUGCCAAUGAAGAGCUCAGGGCCAAGCUCACUGACAUCCAAAUAGAGCUCCAGCAAGAAAAGAGUAAGGUCAGCAAGUUGGAAAGAGAGAAAAAUCAGGAAGUUAAGCAGAUCAAAGAGCACGAACAGCAUAAAAGUACAGUGGUGGUAACAGAGCUCAAAGUCAAACUUCAUGAAGAGAAAAUGAAGGAGCUCCAAGCUGUUCGAGAAGCACUUUUGAGACAGCACGAAGCUGAACUACUCAGAGUAAUAAAAAUUAAAGAUAAUGAAAUCCAGAGGCUACAGACCCUUCUCAAUGCUGUACGCGAUGGGGCCCCUGACAAGGUGAAAACAGUGCUGCUCACAGAGGCGAAAGAGGAGGCCAAGAAGGGGUUUGAAGUUGAGAAAAUAAAAAUGCAGCAAGAAAUUUCAGAGCUGAAGGGGGCUAAGAAACAAGUGGAAGAGGCUUUAACUAUGGUCAUCCAGGCUGACAAAAUUAAAGCAGCGGAGAUAAGGAGUGUGUAUCACCUGCAUCAAGAGGAAAUCAGCAGAAUUAAGAGGGAGUGUGAGAGAGAAAUUCGUAGACUGAUGGAGGAGAUUAAAUUUAAAGACAGAGCAGUCUACGUGCUGGAGAGAGAGUUAGGGGUUCAAGCCGGGCAUGCUCAGAGACUGCAGCUCCAAAAGGAGGCUUUAGAUGAACAACUUUCCCAGAUCAAAGAGUCUGAUCGGCAUCUGAGCAGCCCCAAGCGGGAACUUCCUUAUGCAAGUGGUGCAGGAGACGCUUCAGAUCAUUCGGGAAGCCCCGAACAGCAGUUGGAUGAAAAGGAUGCCCGGCGUUUCCAACUUAAAAUCGCUGAGCUGAGUGCCAUCAUCAGAAAGCUGGAGGACCGGAACGCACUGCUGUCGGAGGAGAGAAAUGAGCUGUUAAAACGUCUUAGAGAAGCUGAAAGUCAGUAUAAGCCCAUUUUGGACAAAAAUAAACGCCUUAGUAGGAAGAAUGAAGAAUUGUCACAUGCCUUACGUCGAAUGGAAAAUAAAUUAAAAUUUGUAACACAAGAAAAUAUAGCAAUGAGGCAAAGAGCAGGAACAAUAAGGAGACCGAGCUCUUUAAAUGACCUUGACCACAGCCAGGAAGAAAGAGAAGUUGAUUUCCUGAGACUCCAAGUUAUUGAACAGCAAAAUAUCAUUGAUGAACUCUCCAAGACCCUGGAAACUGCUGGCUAUGUGAGGAGUGUCAUGGAACGUGAUAAGCUGUUAAGGUAUAGGAAGCAAAGGAAAAAAAUGACAAGAAUUCCUAAGAAGCCGGUUGUGGAGACAUUUUUUGGCUACGAUGAAGAAGCUUCCUUGGAGUCUGAUGGUUCCUCUAUCUCAUAUCAAACUGACCGGACGGAUCAAACCCCUUGCACUCCUGAAGAUGACUUGGAAGAGGGCAUGGCCAAGGAAGAGACAGAACUGCGGUUUCGGCAGCUGACGAUGGAGUACCAGGCUCUGCAACGAGCAUACGCCCUAUUGCAAGAACAGGUCGGAGGAACAUUGGAUGCAGAACGAGAAGUUAAGACACGUGAGCAGCUCCAAGCAGAAAUACACCGAUCUCAGGCUCAGAUAGAAGACCUGGAGAAGGCCCUUGCUGAGCAGGGACAGGACAUGAAGUGGAUUGAGGAGAAGCAAGCAUUGUACAGAAGAAAUCAAGAACUGGUAGAAAAGAUAAAACAAAUGGAAGCCGAGGAAGCUCGCUUAAAACAUGAUGUCCAGGAUGCUAAGGAUCAAAACGAGCUCCUGGAGUUCAGGAUCUUGGAGCUUGAAGAGAGAGAAAGACGAUCGCCUGCCAUCAACUUCCAUCACGGCCCUUUUACAGAGGGGAAAAGCCCUCUCCAAGUCUACUGCGAGGCAGAAGGUGUAACAGACAUAGUAGUAGCAGAGCUGAUGAAAAAAUUGGACAUUUUAGGGGAUAACGCCGUAAGUAAUCUGACCAACGAAGAGCAAGUAGUUGUCAUACAAGCAAGGACAGUUCUCACGUUGGCUGAAAAGUGGCUACAGCAGAUAGAAGUGACGGAGUCCGCACUGCAGCAGAAGAUGCUGGACCUUGAGAAUGAGAAGGAGCUGUUCAGCAAGCAAAAGGGCUACCUGGAUGAUGAGCUCGACUUCAGGAAACAGUCCUUGGACCAAGCUCACAAGCAAAUUCUGGAAUUAGAAGCCAUGCUCUAUGAUGCCCUGCAGCAAGAAGCUGGAGCCAAAAUUUCCGAACUUCUUUCAGAAGAGGAGAAAGAGAAACUGAAGAGCGCCGUAGAGCAAUGGAAGCGGCAGGUCAUGAGUGAGCUCCGGGAAAGGGACGCCCAAAUCCUGCGAGAAAGGAUGGAGCUCAUUCAACACGCACAGCAUAGAAUUAAAGAGCUAGAAGAAAGAAUUGAAGGCCAAAAAAGACAAAUAAAAGAGUUAGAGGAAAAGCUUUCAUUCUUUGGUCAUAGUCCUUCAGGCCAUAUGCAAAAGCCUACUGAGGAAGCUACAGUUGCUUCUACUGUUAUCAACAGGAAGACAGCAUUGAUUACCAAGACAGAAAAAGAGACAUUGCCAUUUCAAAACCCCCAAAUAUCUUUCAUAUUUUGCUACUGGCGAUGGAAGAUGCAAUCUUUCUGACCCUUUCAGACUGAAGCUGAACUAGGGUAUGUGGAAAUUUCUGCACAGGUGAUGUCUGCACCACUGAAAUCUCUGACUGAGCAUUUUGAAAAGCUAGAACUAAGCCGACAAAGAAGAAAGCCAAAAAACCCCUCCCUCUCCUACAGCCACAGGCUCCUUCCCGGAGUCCUGGCUCUGCUGCUUGAACUAACUUUCAGUGGAAGUCCUGGCUCUGCUGCUUGAAAUAGCUCUCAGCUUUACGUAAGGAGCGGUAUACUAAUUCAGAUAAACUGAAUAUAUUUUGGUUCCCUGCUAAGCAGGUAGUAAAUUGCUUCUCUGUAGAAGUGACCGUGUCCUGUUUUAUAUGUCACGCAUUUAUAUUUGUUAUUCAUAGUUGUUUAAAAAUCAGUCUUGAAAGAAGAUUUUAGGAAGCGUUCCAGAGGAGUAACUCAUGAAAAGAUAGAUGUGAAUGAAAAUGAAGUGUUUUGUUCCAAGGUAUUUCUUCAUAACACAGGGUAUGUCCGAUGGUUUGUUGAAUAUCCCACAAGCCCAGUUUUAGAGAAAAACGUGAAGCUAUGUUCAGGAAAUCAAGUUGUAACUUUUGGGGGAGUUUUCAGUAGACCAUGGCCCACAGCACAAUGAGAAAAAUGGCACAAUAAUUUAUAAUUUGCUGUCCCUGAAUGAUGACAAAAGGCUUAACAUUGUCCCAGCAAAAAGUUCGACCUGGAAAAGAGUGAACAUAAAACACAUUAUCCCUGAUCCGUACACUCUGGGCUGGGGGAGGCAGCAAGAGGGAACAGAUUUUAUCACCUUAAUUCAAGGGAGCACAAGUACCGCAGAGCUCAAGCCCAGGAGGCUGGCACAGGAGCAGGGAAGGAAAAUGGAUCCUCUAGAAAAACAGGUGAAAGAGGGAAAAUCCAGAAGAAAUCCCACAGUGUGAUUCACCAUAUGGAAACUGCAGCCAAGCACACAAACCUGGGGCUGUCGGGGAAGGCCAAGAACAAGUUCCUGUCUGCAGCUUUCCACGGCUGCGGUGCAGUGAAGGUCCCCAAGGCGCAGGAUGCGGUGGAGGAUCUGCCCAUCCCUUGGAAGCACGAGGCAGAAAGCAAAACGAGAGCACCUGACAGUGAUACUGCAUGUGGAUCUAGUGGGAAAGGAAAGGGAAAACAAAGAGGAAGCCAAGCCUAGCCCAUUUUUUCUUAACACGGAAAUGAAAUUCCACUUUUGUAUUCUCAGCAUGGAUGAUAACUGGGAAGACAGGAGAGCAUUCGCAUUCACAGGUACGAGUGACAAAGCUUGUGGUUUCCCAGGUGAGGGUGGGAUCCAGCCCCAAGGCCUGCAGCGUUUGUGCGAGGGCUCUCUGGAACUGUGGUUUCCCAUAGCGUAUGAUAAGGGUCCCAGGAGACAGAUUUAUUGGCCCACCUACAUCUCACAGAGGGCAGCUGGGUUCCAGGCAUGUUCAAGUUUCGCAGACGAUCAAGAGCCUCAGGCUUGUACCUGCGGGCUCUUGGUCGGGAGAGAGGGGUGGUCUGCUUUAGAAACACCUCCAGCAUCUCUUGCCCUCCCUGCAGUGCCCAGGGUGCCUGAAGGACCGGCCAGCAAUGCCACCGUGCAGCACCAGGCUGGGAUCAGCACCAGUACGAGCCCAGGCUCACGAAAAGUGUUCAGCUGACGGGUGCUGGGGACUGAAGCCACCAGCUCAGGUACCUGCACCGCUUCCAAAACUUGUGUUGAGUUUAUAAAGCUAUGAAGAAAAUCCCUUGAUACUGAAAUUCUAAAAACUCUCCAGAUACUUGUACGUCAAUCAUCUGUUUUAAACCGGACAGUGUAAACAGCAAAGGGAGCUAAACUACAAAAAUGUAAGAAAACAGAUUGUUCAGAAAAGCGUUAUAUUUGUACUGAAGUAAUAUGACAUUUUAAAUCGAAGGUUAUGGAUUUUGAUAUCAGCAUAUGAUUAUAUUAUAAAAGUAAUUUUAACAAAUUCCAAUCCUACCAGACAGAAAUACCAAUAGUGGGGUUACAUUGAUGAGCUACAUUUUUACUUUAGCAUUUCAUGCUUAAAACACGUGUCCAUUCUGAGUUCUACUUAAAUACUUAAAGUCUUAAAAUAUUUUAUUUAGUUGGAAGAACUGCAAACAACAGUUGAGGUAACUGUCUGCAGUCUAAGGCAUUACUGAACUCUUGCUGGAAAUCUGCAGGAACGUGCUGUGCUGGCAUCUCUGAAACGCCUUAAGGGAAAGGCCUGAAGAUGCAGCCCUGCCGUCCCGGGGGGAGCACGGGAGUCCGGGAGCUGCUGGGGUGUGGAUGUGCGCGGUACCCGGUGCACUGCUGGGGACUGGGAAUGGUGACGACGAGUGCGUUCGGAAGUGGCUUGGAUCCGUUUCAUCGCUGUUUACUCAGGCCGUGCUUUUGCACGUGGUGUGUAUGUGUCUGGAAUUUCAGUUCCAUUUCCAUUAAUUAGACUUUCUUAAUCAUGUUUUUUUUAAUUGAAAAGCUAACUGUACAGGACAGGUACACGUGUAAAUAAGGGAUUAUGCUUAUGUACAUGUUAAUAUUUAUAUGUAAAAAGAUAUGUACAUAGGAAAGAAAAAAAUGGCUCCAAGAAUGUUUUCAAAACUGUUUUUCUUACAAAUGCACAGACAGGAAAGUUACAUUAAUGUGCUCCUUAAUUUCAACAUAAGGGUCUCCACUCAAUUUUCAGUCACUUUGCGUUUGAUCCCACUGGCGUUUUGUACGAUGAGUUUGUACGAUGAGUCCUUGACCGUGGCACAGAGCCGUUCUGGAGACAGUGCCACCCUUCAUCUGUGAGACGAGCUGUGUCAGAUCUCGUUUGCUGUCUUCUCACCUCUGGGUCGUGCGCAUCUUUUAAAAACACAGUCUCAAAGCCACAGGACCGUGGCAGGGGUGGGCAUCACCCUGAUCUGGGGCUUUUUCCUGCAGCCCCUCCGUCCCUCGGUGCAGGUGUAACACAGCAGUGGAAAGGUGGGCUUUGCAGCCCGGGGAGGGACCCCAGCCGUUCUCAGGCUGGCGAGCGCCGGCUCCUCGGGCCAGCAGCCCUAAGUCAGGGGCUGCCAACCACUCUAGUUUCUCACCCGUAAGCAUCUUUUAUAAAUUCCCCAGAUGUCCUUCAAAUAACGACACAACAGGGGCCAGAUAAACCAAGCGCAUCACGAGAUGCGUUACUGAUGCGGCACGAUCGCUACGUUUCGCCUGCGAGAAACGUUAGCUCUGUGUGUGUCGGCGCGUUAGCUCAGACAGGCAGAGUUUCUGAAGGAGCACCGAAGCGGUCAGGACGCUCCCUGCCCGCGUCCCGCAGCCGUGGUACGGGCCGGCUGCCGCCUGCGCAGAGCAACACGUCUAAACUGAAAUCCAUUGGAACUGCAGCUUGCUUUGUCGACAGCCGUGCGUUGUGUGUUUCAGGCCUGUACUUCUUGCUCAAGCUGUUGGAGGACUGUGGCUAUUCUUUAAAGUAUUCCGCUUUAGUAAUAUCUGUAGCCUUCAGUGUAUCCUCGAGUGCCUUACACAGCUUGGGAACAAAACUCCUGACCGUGAAGAGAAAAUGCCCCCGGGGGUCCCCCUGGGGGGACGGAGGCCAGCUCCCUUUGCACCCCGAAUGCCGCCACCACCUCGCGAUGGGCAGCGGGCGUUAGCACAGAAAUGGAUUUAGUUUAGACUCAGGAAAUCGUAUUGUGAAUAUGUGUAUCAAACCCUGUACUUAUGUAUUGUACAUUUUAUAAAAAGGAACUAUUGUAAACUUAUGCAAAACGUAAACCAGAGAAAAUGUUUUUUUCCAAUGGCCAGCGUGCCGUGGCUUGUGCGCUCUAAUAUAACCCUGACGACCGUACCCUAAAUACGUAAUGUUUGGUUCAGUGCUGAAACAGUAAUUGACAGGCCUAAAAUAGGGCUCGAUUGAUCAAUUACAGAAUUUUACACAUAUUUUUGUAUUGUGAUUCAUAUGAUAUAUAUCGAGAGACUUUCUAUUCAUUUGUAAAAUACAUAAAUUAUUGUAAGCUUUUAAUAAAAAGAUCUGUUUUAAACCUUCGAA
Harpia harpyja (harpy eagle) is the source of this 7390-nucleotide messenger RNA. RefSeq names its product Janus kinase and microtubule interacting protein 3 (gene JAKMIP3). The record is from RefSeq and is a predicted model, not a curated record. Bases 688 to 3366 code for a protein of 892 amino acids. Lineage: Eukaryota; Metazoa; Chordata; Aves; Accipitriformes; Accipitridae. The transcript is spliced from 28 exons. Gene Ontology annotation, molecular function: microtubule binding; kinase binding.